AUGUUGCUGACAGUAAGUCUUUGGCUGUUUGCAGUUUCGCCAGCUCUCUUUGCUCCAGUCAAAGAACACUGUACAACAGAAAGAAACAAGCUGCUGCUCAUCUCCUUUGAUGGAUUCAGAUGGGAUUAUGACCGUGAUGUGUACACACCAAAUCUCGACAGAAUGGCUCAAGAUGGUGUAAAGGCUACUUAUGUCAUCCCACCCUAUAUAACUAUCACUAGCCCAAGUCACUUCACUCUGCUUACAGGACGGUACAUUGAGAAUCAUGGCGUGAUUCACAAUAUAUGGUUUAACACCACGACUCAGGAGAAGAAGCAAUACUACAUGGCACAGUUUGUUGAUGACUACUGGGACAAUGGCAGUCUACCAAUAUGGAUUACAGCUCAAAGACAGGGUUUGAAAACUGGCUCCUUGCAUUUUCCAGGUACAGCUGCCAAAUACCAAAAAGAAAGAGUGCAAGUACAUGAGGUGGAAUCACAAUUUUAUGACUACACCAAUGAGACAGAUUGGAGAGUAAAUGUGGAUAAAGUGAUGGGUGAUUGGUUUAAAACUCGGGAUCUGGAUUUUGUCUCAUUGUAUUUUGGUGAACCAGACCAGACAGGCCAUAAAUAUGGGCCUGAAUCCCCAGAACGGCGUGAUGCAGUGAGCAAAGUGGACCGCACCAUCGGCUAUAUACGUGAAACUGCACAUAAACAUGGUCUUGCUGGCCACCUGAACAUUAUCAUCACUGCUGAUCAUGGCAUGACUACAGUACAAAAAGGGACUGGAAUAAAACAGAUUAUUCUCUCCCAAAUCCCUGGAUUCUCGUUUCAGGAUAUUAGGUUUCAGUUGUUAGACUAUGGCCCUAAUGGGAUGCUGUUGCCUAAGGAGGGAAUGCUGGAGAAGGUGUAUCAAGUCCUCAAAGGUGCUCAUCCUAAUCUUCAUGUCUACAAGAAGGAAGAUAUGCCUGCUCGUCUUCAUUAUUCAAAUAAUCCUCGUAUUUUACCCCUCAUUCUUUAUGCUGACCCAGGAUAUAUAAUUAAUGGGAUUCUCCCAGUUCAGACCAGUAAAGGAGAACAUGGAUUUGAUAAUCAAGCUUUAGACAUGAAGGCUUUCUUCAGGGCAGUGGGGCCUGACUUCCACAAGAACAGGAUUGUAGGCCCUUUUGAGACAGUUAAUGUUUAUCCCUUAAUGUGUCAUCUACUGGGAAUAAAGCCUGAGGUCCAUGAUGGCUCACUCGAUAACACCAAACAUCUUCUAGUCUCUGGUGGGCAACAAUGUGACAGCAAAGGUGAGUUUGAAAAAGACCAGAUGAUAAUUAUAAUUGGCCUAGCUGCAGGGGCUGGGUUUCUAAUAGUUGUCUUCAUUAUCGCUUCAUCUUAUAAUCUCUUCAAACGAAAAAGAACAAAUAUAAGGUAUCAUAUCAAAGAAGAAUAUGAAGACAAAAUUGAUCCAAUGCAAACAACAAUGUAA
Silurus meridionalis is the source of this 1452-nucleotide messenger RNA. RefSeq names its product ectonucleotide pyrophosphatase/phosphodiesterase 7, tandem duplicate 2 (gene enpp7.2). NCBI's taxonomy places the organism in Eukaryota, Metazoa, Chordata, Actinopteri, Siluriformes, Siluridae. The record is from RefSeq and is a predicted model, not a curated record. Bases 1 to 1452 code for a protein of 483 amino acids. The transcript is spliced from 6 exons.